CGCGCGCGUGUCAGUGCUGGGACGAGCGCUGGAGGAGGCAGCAGUGGCGCAUCUCACUAUCCGCCGCUGGAAUAUAACGGCUGCUUCAGGAUGUGAACGGGUCUCGGUCUCCUCACCGGCCAAAGCUUCUGUUUUCCCAUGACAAACAGAUGCGAGAAGUGAAUGGUACAGGGGAGCGGAGAGAUCCUCGGUAUUAUUAUGAGAAAAGAGGACGGGGUUGUCGGAGCCGUAUUUGUUUUGCUCGCGGAGAUGAGGCGGGGGGUAGCGAGUCGCUACAACAUCGUUGGGCUCCGGCCAAGCAUUACUCUGUUUUAGCACAUAUACCGCCGCUCUUGCGUUUUCAUCGUCAACUGACUCGUUCGAUCGUUACGGUUUGCAUGGUUUGUCUCGAGGACAUCUGUGAGAUUUGCGGACUGCUGUUGCCGCUGUCAUGACAGACGCAGGCUUUACCGAGCAGGCGGUGUGAGAGAAGCUCGGCCCCAGCUGCGUUUACCGGGGGAGAUUAAAUCUGUAAAUACUGCUCGCGUUAUUCCUCUUUAAUCGUGUUAAUCGUCUCAGGGAAAAUGUCCUCUCGGUCUGCUUUACCGUCUGCGAACGACCGGAGCACAGAUCAUCAUGCGUCUUUGGUGGCGAGUCGUUCAGAGAAGGGAACGAAUGUGUCGAGUCGUUCACUGGGUGCGAGAUGUCGUAACUCCAUGGCCUCUUGCUCAGACGAGCUGCCACACAUCGGAAAUUACCGGCUCCUCAAAACCAUCGGCAAGGGCAACUUUGCUAAAGUCAAACUAGCCCGCCACAUCCUCACGGGCAAAGAGGUUGCAAUAAAGAUUAUCGACAAGACUCAGUUGAACCCAACCAGCCUACAAAAGCUGUUCAGAGAGGUGCGGAUCAUGAAGACUCUCCACCACCCCAACAUUGUCCAACUCUUUGAGGUUAUUGAAACAGAGAAGACGCUUUAUCUUGUGAUGGAAUAUGCAAGUGGAGGUGAGGUGUUUGACUACCUGGUGUCUCAUGGGAGAAUGAAAGAAUUAGAGGCUAGAGCCAAAUUUAGACAGAUUGUGUCAGCUGUUCAUUACUGUCAUCAGAAGAAUAUAGUUCACAGGGAUCUGAAGGCAGAGAAUUUGCUAUUGGAUGCAGAUGCUAACAUAAAGAUAGCAGACUUUGGCUUUAGUAACGAGUUUACGUUGGGGAAUAAGUUGGACACCUUCUGCGGUUCCCCACCUUACGCAGCUCCAGAGUUGUUUCAAGGAAAAAAGUAUGACGGGCCAGAGGUGGAUAUCUGGAGCCUGGGGGUUAUUCUGUACACGCUGGUCAGUGGGUCACUUCCUUUUGAUGGACAGAACCUCAAGGAGCUGCGUGAGCGAGUGUUGAGGGGGAAGUACCGUGUGCCCUUCUACAUGUCCACAGACUGUGAGGGGAUUCUGCGCAGGUUUCUUGUGCUCAAUCCCAGCAAACGUUGCACUCUAGAGCAAGUGAUGAAGGAUAAGUGGAUGAAUGCAGGGUAUGACAGCGAUGAGCUAAAGCCUCACAUUGAACCAGCAGAGGACUACAGUGACCCCAACCGCAUUGAGAUUAUGGUCGGGAUGGGUUUUACUACAGAAGAGAUUAAAGACUCUUUACUUAAUCAGAAAUAUAAUGAAGCCACAGCUACAUAUCUAUUGUUGGGCCUGAAGACUGAGGAUGGCGCUGAGUCACGAGUUAGUGGCAGUAUGACUUUGCCGCGUGUACGUCCAAGCCCAGUUACCAAUGGAACCAACAAACACUCCUCUUCAUCGUCAUCUUCCUCAUCCUCACACAGCAAGACUCAGCGCAGCGCCUCUACUUACCACCGCCAGCGACGGCACAGUGACUUCUGUGGUCCCAGCAUGCCUGUGAUGCACCCUAAGCGUAGCCCGACCAGCAGCGGAGACCGUGAGCUGCGUGAGAGCCGCAUGCCACCGAGGAAGGCCAGCUGUAGCGUAAUGGGCAGUCGGACCCUACCACCGUCUAGUCCAAUGGUCAGCACCGCCAACAACCCUAAUAAGGCUGAGAUACCUGAUCGACGCAAGGAGAUGACCGCCACCACUAACAAUAUUCCAGGAAGUACUAUGACCCGCAGAAACACAUACGUAUGUACAGAUCGUUCCAGCACUGACCGACACUCACUGCUGCAGAACGGCAAAGACAACAGCUCCCUGUCUCACCGCCUCCCUCCCACCUCUCCCUCCACUCUCAGUAUUGUCGGAGCGGGAGCAUCUUCCUCCUCUUCCUCAGGUGAGCGCUGUCGGCUGACACGUGGAUCCACCAUCCGGAGCACCUUUCAUGGGGGUCAGCUCCGUGACCGUGUCCCGCCCACCUAUGGACCUCCGCCCACAUCGCCCACCCUAAGCCAUGACGCUGGAGCCCUGCCACCCAAUGCCCGCAGCCGGGCCACUUCUAACCUGUUCAGCAAACUCACCUCCAAACUCACACGCAGGGUCACAAAUGAAUCUGAGGGAGUCAGCAGAUCUUCGGUCACAGGUGGCCAUUUAUCUGGGGAUCAGAAAGCGUCCGAGCCCUGGAGCGGGGGAGGGGGGUGGGAUGUAAGGGGUCAUCUCUCCCGUCCCCCCCGGGCCCCUGCAGAAGUGGUACUGGCCUUGCAUGAGGCAGCGAGGGGAUGCGGCUGCCAGGUCCGGCACGCUGGCCCGUUUCUGCUGUGCUGCAGUCAUGGGGCGGCAGGGUCAAAGGUCGCUUUCCAAGCGGAGGUGUGCCAACUGAGUGUGGGUCCUGCAGAGGCAAACGGAGUACGCUACACACGCCUGUGGGGGGCCCCCCUCGCCUUCAGGCACAUCGCAUCGCAGAUCUCUAAAGAGGUGGAGCUCUGAGGGGAUAGGGGAGGAGACUUGAAUAUGAGACGUCCCCUCACUAUAUCCGUCGUUAUAGCGAACUGACGUUGACCCACCCACUUAUGUGUUAUAGACUUAAAACAACAUCUGAUCCCUCCUCCAGUCAACACUCAACACAAAUCGAAACUAAACACACAUACACGUAAACAAACACAGUCACCUUAAAAGCACGGGAAACUCAAACCAGACAAUAAGGAAAUCUGAAGUACAAAAACAAGCACACCGUUCCAUGCACAACAUAAAGCUGAGUGGAAACACACACACACACACACACACACACACAUUCUGAUUCUGAACAGCCUCAUUUACUGGAUCUGGAUUGAAUCCAGUUUAGUAUUUUUAUUCUCAUUCUAGUCAUGAAAUUCUUUUUUUUAACCACUUUUGUAUGUUUUCAACAAGUUUUGACAUUUUAAACGGGUCAUCAUUUUUAUGUUUUUGUGAUUUAAUGUGUCUUACAUUUCUUAAUACUGAGUCAAAAGCAUUGAAUCAUUGACAAUGUAGGACUGUAGCUGCCAAUGAACUAUAUGCACAAAUGUGAAGUUGGCAAACGUAUCCUAACUUCAUCACAGCUCACAGAGCCCACACAAAUCUACAUUGCUGGCGACCGCAAAUUUGAUCAGGCUGCGAGCCAACCAUCUACACUUUGUUCUUGAAAUUGUCCAAGCUAAAUUUUGUUCCCUAGAAAAUCUGUUUUUGUGACGUAUAGUGCCAGUUUACUUACUUCCUACCAAUUUUAAUUUAGAAGAGACAUUUAAUGCCAAAUGACUUUCCCUGACCCUUCGCGAACAGGUUCUGUGAUUGGUUGGUUCUAGAUAUUAAUCCUUUAUUUCAACUCCUAUUCAGUGAUCCUUUGCAAAUAGCGUCAGCUCUCCCUUUACCCAGUAAGAGUGGAGUAGAGGUUACCGCAAAGGUGAUUUUACAGAGUGAGGUGGUUUUAGUGUUCAGUGUUAUUAAAGACACGUUUCCUGCAUCGAAGAUAUCUGAAUAAUUUGGAAAAAGACCUAUUGGAUAUUGGAUCCUAUUGGAUAUUAUUUGAUUGUAAAACAAACACCAAUUUAUGUAUUUAGUGGAAAAAUAAAAAAAAUAGAUUUUCUAGACUUAAAAAUGUAUAGAAAAGUAAAUAUCAAAUACAGAAAUGGCAAAAUAUGUUGUGGCUUAGUAAUUGCUGACAUUAUGUCAUAGUCAUUCAUUAGCACAUGUAUUUUAGUGGGUUUCCGUUUAUUUUAUUUUUUUAAUGUACGACUAUAUUGGUAUUAAAAAAUAAUUCAUCCCUUAACUAAUCAGAUUUGACUU
Sinocyclocheilus grahami is the source of this 4154-nucleotide messenger RNA. Its product is annotated as MAP/microtubule affinity-regulating kinase 4-like. The record is from RefSeq and is a predicted model, not a curated record. Bases 564 to 2840 code for a protein of 758 amino acids. The transcript has 17 exons. Gene Ontology annotation, molecular function: ATP binding; tau-protein kinase activity. Gene Ontology annotation, biological process: microtubule cytoskeleton organization; protein phosphorylation; intracellular signal transduction. Gene Ontology annotation, cellular component: cytoplasm. Lineage: Eukaryota; Metazoa; Chordata; Actinopteri; Cypriniformes; Cyprinidae.